AUGAUCUUCGAACCGCCGUCACGGGUGCCAUUGCCCACCACCGACGUCAUCUCCUAUAUCUUUUCCGAUCCGCCAUAUGACCAUGACCAACCAGUCUACAACGAUGCGAGCGACCACUCGCGGUCGAUCUCCUACAAUCAAGCUCGGGUCAUCGUCCGGAAGUUGAUUGCCGGUUUGCACGCAUGGGGCGUACAGAAAGGCGACUGCGUAGCCAUCCAUUCCUUCAAUGAUAUCUACUAUUCCAUGUUGGUCCUGGCGAUCAACGGCGCCGGCGGGAUCUACACCGGCACCAACCCCUCCUACACCCCCAUGGAGCUUUCACACCACAUCAGAGCCUCGCAGGCCAAGUUCGUCAUUUCUGAGCCGGAGAUCAUCGCCCCGAUACAGGCCGCCAUGAAGGAGACGGGUAUCCCGGAAUCGAAUCUGCUGGUGUUCGACGUCCACGGUCAGACUGUCCCCGCCGGGCUGAAGUCAUGGCAGGGACUCUUGUCCGCUGGAGAGGAGGAUUGGCUGCGGUUUGAUGAUCUGAAAACGUGCGAAGAGACCGCCGCCGCCAGGCUGUUUAGCAGUGGCACGACGGGUCUGCCCAAGGCAACGACGCUGACGCAUCGCAAUUUCAUCGCCCAGCACGAACUGGUCUUUGAGAUAGAGAAGCGACCGUAUCAGAUCCGCCGGCUCAUGGCCUUACCCAUGUUUCACGCCGCCGCUGCCCCUUCCACCCACUGGAGUCCUCUCAAGGGCGGCCAGGUCUUAUACGUAAUGCGUCGCUUUGACCUCAUGGGCUUCGUCUCGAAUGUCGAAAAGUUUCAAAUCACGGACCUGCAGAUGGUCCCGCCCAUCGCAGUCGCCAUUGUCAUGACGCCACAGGUCCAGGCCCGCCCAUACCUCAAAAGCGUCCGCAUAGCUCUGUGCGGCGCUGCUCCGUUGAGCAAGGAUGUACAGGAGAAGCUCCGCGUCAUGCUGGCCAAGGAUGCGCCCUGCACACAGGACGACACGGGUAGUGUGGGGAGAUUGCUACCUAACGUAGAGGCCAAACUAGUCGAUGACGAAGGAAAGAAUGUCUCCGCGUACGGGGUUCGAGGCGAGAUCUGUGUCCGAGGGCCCACCGUUACACCGGGAUACUUUAACAAUGCCGCUGCGAAUGCUUGCUCCUUCGAUGAGGACGGCUGGUACCACACCGGGGACAUCGCAUACUGCGACAAAGAUACUCUAAAGUGGUACAUCGUGGACCGCAAGAAAGAGUUGAUCAAGGUCCGCGGGUUCCAGGUCGCUCCGCCAGAGCUCGAGGCCGUUCUUCUCUCGCAUCCGCUCAUCAUCGAUGCUGCAGUUAUCGGCUUGUCCGGUGUGCUUCCCGACAGUGAGCUUCCGCGGGCUUACGUGACUCGGCGUCCGGGAACGGGCGACAAGCUGACGGAGGAGGAGGUGCAAGAAUACCUCGGUCAGAGACUGGCGAAGUAUAAAGCACUGACGGGGGGUGUGAAGUUUCUGGACGCGAUUCCGAAGAACGCCAGUGGAAAGAUCCUGAAGAGGGUCCUGAGGGAGGAGGCCCAGAAGGAGGUUAAGGCGGGCUUCCGGCCGAAGCUGUAA
Messenger RNA from Aspergillus bombycis, 1587 nucleotides. RefSeq names its product acyl--CoA ligase. Gene Ontology annotation, molecular function: CoA-ligase activity. The record is from RefSeq and is a predicted model, not a curated record. NCBI's taxonomy places the organism in Eukaryota, Fungi, Ascomycota, Eurotiomycetes, Eurotiales, Aspergillaceae. The coding region runs from base 1 to 1587 and encodes 528 amino acids. The transcript is spliced from 6 exons. Gene Ontology annotation, biological process: secondary metabolic process.